AGCAGGGCUGCCACUGCACCCAAUGGCCAGGGAGGCUGUUGUCCCAUCACCCAGUAAUGGUAGUGCAGCUAUCUGCCCUGUGGACACCACCUUCGCCCAGUGCUUCUUGCCUGCCAUCUACCUUGUGGUGACCCCUCUGGGGCUGGCGGGGAAUCGGCUGGGGCUGUGGCACCUCUGCACUGGGCGCCGGCAGGGUACCAGCCAUCCCCUCACCCUGCUAAUGGGCAGCCUGGGUCUGGCUGACCUGCUGUACAUCAGCACGCUGCCCUUCCUUAUUAGCUACUACUUGAGGGGCAGAGCAUGGCUCUUCGGGCAUGGCUGGUGCCAGAUCACCCAGGGCCUCUUCCACCUCAACCUUUAUGCCAGCAUUGGCUUCCUCACCUGCAUCAGCAUCCACCGCUACCUGGGCAUCGUGCAUCCACUGAAAGCAUGGGGCAGGUGCCAAGGGGCAAUAUCUUCAGUGUGGCUCAGUGUGAUGGUCUGGGUGUGGGUCAUCGCACAGGUAGCUCCUGAUUUCGCCUUCAGCAAGAUGGACAACACAGGGAUGCAGUGUCACGACACAACAGGACACGAGAACCUGGGUGUUUACUUGCUGUACACCGUGGCCAUCACUGUGACUGGGUUUGUCAUCCCAUUCCUCAUCAUCAUCGGAUGCUACUGUCACGUGGUUGUAGUGCUAUGCAGGAAUGAGACCAUGGACCUCAGCCUCAGGAGAAGAAGCAUCAGACUGGUGAUUCUUGUGAUGGUCCUUUUCUCCAUCUGCUUGCUCCCUUACCAUAUCUUCAGAAACCUCAACUUGUUGUCUCGAAGCUGGCAGCUGCAAGGGUCCUGCACACAGGCUUUAAAGAACAUCUACGUUUCCUAUCAGGUGACCAGGGGUCUGGCCAGCUUCAACAGCGCCCUCAACCCCCUGCUCUACGUGAUGACCAGCGAAGACUGCAUGUCACAUAUGAGGACCACCUGCCAAAAAGCCAGCCAGUCCGUUAGGUCCACCUUCAGGAAGAAAACAUCUUGCCAGGUUGAUGAGAAGACAACAAACAUCAUUCUUCAUGAGGAGGAGUCUUCUUAUGAGCUCUGAGGUACCCAAGACUCCCUCCAAAGGAUGCAGCACUUCAGUUUUCACUUGUCCCGUUCUCAGGAACACCUUGAUGCCUGUUUUGCAGAGAGAUGGUGACUGCAGCAUCACCGUUUCCGAUCUCAAACAAGGUAUAGACAGGACUGCUAGCAUCAGAGAGCAAACUAGAACCAGGUUUGAGAACAAACCUGCUCAACCCAACUAUUUUGCCUACAGUACGCCUGGAGGUGGAAAGAGAUGAAUGUUGAGUUUACUCCACUCCUGAAGUCCAGCCUCCAGUGCAGUGGGCCAAGCUGGUUAACAUCCUCCCCUGGUCCCCUGGCCAUGCAGAGCUAGCUCCUCAGUGAGUGAGGAAUGGGGGGGAAACAAUGCCUCGUCCCCACCACUGGACAAGGGUUUGAGACAGGAUUCUCUCCUUCACCCAAGGAGAGGGUACUGGUAAUUAAAUGCUUGCAUGACAGGACAGUUGAGAGGGUGAAUUUUUGUAGGAGGGAAGUGCUUUGAAAAUGGAAAUAUUCAUAAAAAUACCAAGUUUUAAAUAUAUGACACAGUUGUGCCAGUUCCUGAGUUUGUUGUUCCUGGGUGACUGACCUGCUUCAGGAUCUGUGUUAUCCUCUCCUGCCCACCCCCCUUUACAGAAUUAAAAAAGAAUUUUAGCAUUACUUACUCUCUCUGGAACAGCACAAAGCAGACAAAACAAAUUGGCAUUUUAAAGCUUCUGGAGGCUAUUGGUUGGGUUUGGGGUUUUUUUUUGCAAGGCAAAUGACUGCAGUAGCCUGAACCACUGCUUUCAGCAGGCAGGAGAGUUGGAAUCCUCCUGUGGGUGGCUGCAUCUUACUCUAGCAUCCAGCCUUGUGAGGGGAUUAGAUACAUCCAUUGAAAAUCAGAAAAAAGAGAAGCAAUGCUCUUCAGAAGGCUUGUGAAGGUGAGGUUCGAUGCUGAGGGCAGUCUGUCUGUUGUCGCCAGGGAGGGCCAAGGAGGUCGCUGCUUCAGGGUAAGCUGAGGCACCUGAGCAGUAGUUCAAGUUUUGCUCUUUGUGUUCCCUACCAUGAACAUCUUGAACAUUUCGGUUCUUGUGAAAGGAGCAAUGUGAUUUGCAACAGCAGAUCUUGCAGCUCAGCUGAAGUGGAUUGUGAGUUAAAACUUGCCCAUUCUGGGAAACUGCUGACCCAGGAGGCUGCAAUCUUUGAACCGAAGCCCUAUAUAUAUCACAGUCAGCUGCUCCUCACAGGGACUUACCCUCGGAUCCACAGCUGACUUUCAGAUGAAGUUAAUCUGUCUAAAGUGCAA
Messenger RNA from Cuculus canorus (common cuckoo), 2365 nucleotides. Its product is annotated as P2Y purinoceptor 1. Lineage: Eukaryota; Metazoa; Chordata; Aves; Cuculiformes; Cuculidae. Gene Ontology annotation, molecular function: neuropeptide receptor activity. Gene Ontology annotation, cellular component: membrane. Gene Ontology annotation, biological process: G protein-coupled receptor signaling pathway. The record is from RefSeq and is a predicted model, not a curated record. The transcript has a single exon. The coding region runs from base 23 to 1078 and encodes 351 amino acids.